UAUAUAUCAGCGAUUAGAGGUUUCUCUUUAGCUAAAAUCUCCAAAAUCAAAAUAAUCUUCUCUACUUGACUAGACUUGCUGUGUGCUGUAAAUUGAUCUGAGGUCACACUGAGUGAAACAACAAAGACUCUGCAUGUGCAUGGUCUCUGUGGUCUCUGUGGUGAGACUAGACUGUGGGUGACUCUGUGGUGAACAUCAGCGGCUUCUAUAAUAAUAUACCAUUUGUAGCUGAUGCUCUGAAGACACUGGACCCAGUGUUAUUUGGAAAGUGGGGCCAUUAUCUCGGGCUCAAAGCAGCUGUGUAUGAGGCCUAUGCCUACUGUUUCUAUGGCAAGGAGCUAUUGGAGCUAGAGAAGUGUGGAGAGUCCAUUCAAGUGCUGAGGCAUGCUCAGGCCUUGAGCACCCAGGCGAGCAAGAUGUGUGACAGGUACAAUCGUACCAAGGGAGCGGGUACCAUUGCUCACCCAGAGAGACAUCCCUUCUUCCAGAAACUGGCACCCAUGGUCAAACUCCACCUGGACAAGAGCGAGAGAGAAAAUGGUUUCAUUUACCAUCACAAGGUUCCAGAGGAGUUGCCUGUGAUAGAGAAGAAGCAGGUAUACGGACUAGCCACACCCGAGGAUUUCACCCUCCCCCCACACCACCCCCUCUGGACCCCCGAGGCAUACGCUGCCUUUGAGGUAUCGGCACAGGCCAGCGAGAAGUAUGACACCAAGGCCUCGGCAGCUCAAGAGGAGAUUGCCCCCGUACAAGAGCCAGACAUUGCCCCAGGCAAGAUACCACAGCCCAAGUCGACCAAGUCAGACUGCACCAUUUCCUAGCCUCAGACUUGUACGCACAUCUUCGUUAAUUUGUGCUAUUUUGCACUUGUUUUAUCGUCAUUGUACCUACGUAUAAUUAUACUGUAGCCUUUUAUCAGCACCGUAACUGAGGAUUAUUAUUAAAUCGGAUCC
Halichondria panicea is the source of this 953-nucleotide messenger RNA. Its product is annotated as BRO1 domain-containing protein BROX-like. The record is from RefSeq and is a predicted model, not a curated record. The coding region runs from base 417 to 821 and encodes 134 amino acids. NCBI's taxonomy places the organism in Eukaryota, Metazoa, Porifera, Demospongiae, Suberitida, Halichondriidae. The transcript has 5 exons.